Messenger RNA from Diprion similis, 3010 nucleotides. Its product is annotated as laccase-1-like. NCBI's taxonomy places the organism in Eukaryota, Metazoa, Arthropoda, Insecta, Hymenoptera, Diprionidae. Gene Ontology annotation, biological process: iron ion transport. Gene Ontology annotation, cellular component: plasma membrane. The coding region runs from base 94 to 2343 and encodes 749 amino acids. The transcript is spliced from 11 exons. The record is from RefSeq and is a predicted model, not a curated record. Gene Ontology annotation, molecular function: copper ion binding; oxidoreductase activity.
AAGAAGAGGAAAACAACAGUAUUCUGGUGCAACACGCGGUGAAACUCGUCUCCUUUGGCGAAUGAGCCAGUUGGCGGAAUCGAUCGAUUAAACAUGCUUCUACUCGUGGAACUCAUGGUUUUGGCGGCUCAGAUAAUGGCGCUGGGUCACGAAGUCGUUGCAGAAACGGUGAUAACGGCGGCUGAGGCGCCCGCGUGGUUCAUGAAAUCGGAAUUCUUCUCCGAAAGCGAGCCAAUGACGGACCUGAGCAAACACCCGUGUCGGCGAAGAUGCAGGGACGGAGAGCCCUCCAUGGAAUGUCGCUACGAUUUCCGUCUUGAGGCUUAUCACACAAUGAGCAAAGCCUGCUUCGACUGCUUUUCAAAUAUAACCGACUGCUUCAGGCAGGAUUGCAUUCCCGCCGACGGCGUGAAGCGAUCCCUCGUCGUAGUCAACCGGCAGAUGCCAGGACCCGCUAUCGAGGUCUGUCUGGGGGACCGGAUAAUAGUCGACGUCCACAACAUGUUGCCCGCGGAGAGCACGACCAUGCACUGGCACGGACAACACCAUCGCAGCACCCCUUACAUGGACGGCGUACCCUACGUGACGCAGUGCCCGAUUCACCCUGGAGCCACCUUCCGGUAUCACUACGGCGCAGCCACCUCCGGGACCCAUUUUUGGCAUUCGCAUUCCGGAUUUCAGCGCGGCGACGGUGUCUUCGGCCCGCUCAUAGUCCGCGUUCCACCCCUUCUGGACCCUCACUUUAAUUACUACGACUUCGACGAGCACACGAUGAUCGUCAUGGAUUGGGAUCACGAGACCGGCGCCGAUAAGUUUCUCGCUCACCACCACGCUGGCGGAGACAACAAGCCCUCAAACCUUCUGGUGAACGGCCUCGGCCGCUACGAUGGUGUCAAGACACCCCUCGCCACUUUCGUUGUGAAAGAGAAACGAAGGUACAGAUUCCGCGUGAUAAACGCCGAGUUCCUCAAUUGUCCAAUCGAGAUCUCUAUCGACAAUCACACCAUCUACGUAAUCAGCACCGACGGAAACGAUAUCCAACCGGUUGAAGCCGAAUCGCUAGUUACCUACGCUGGGGAGAGAUUCGACUUUAUCCUCCAGGCAAACCAGAAGCAGGACAACUAUUGGAUUCGGUUCCGGGGUCUUAUGGACUGCGACGAGCGGUUCACCAGGGCAAACCAGGUGGCAAUUUUACGGUAUAUGGGAGCACCCGAGGUCGAGCCAACCGCAAAUGUAUCUUACGAACGAAAUGUUUCAACCUCAACGAAAGCGUUGCAAGUCAAUGCGCUCAAUCAAGGCACGGAAAAUAACGCGACGACCAGCAUGCCGUUACUGUACUCCCUGGAUCUCGACAACGAGGCCAACACCAGAGAUCCGGAUUAUCAGUUUUAUAUUUCUUAUGAUUUUUAUGCAAAGGAUAACCCCCAUUUUCACCGGAAAAAUCUCUACGGUUUUCACAAAGUGAUAAACAACAGUCAGAGAGUAUUUACGCCCCAACUUAAUUACAUAUCAAUGAAACUACCGGAUUUUCCGCUGCUCUCCCAACGCGAAGCGAUCCGGCCUGAUCAGUUCUGUAACGAAAGUAGCGUUACAAAUUGCGAAGAAAACUAUUGCGCCUGCACUCACGUUCUCCAAGUAAAAUUGGGAAGCGUGGUAGAGCUGGUUUUGAUCGACAAAGGUUUUACCUAUGAUGCAAACCAUCCAUUUCACUUACACGGUCACGACUUCCGAGUCGUGGCCAUGGAGAGGGUUGGAAAAAAUGUUACAGUCGACGAAGUUAAGAGGCUAGAUGCUGCUGGUCUUAUUAAAAGAAAGCUCAGUCAGGCCCCAAUCAAGGACACGGUGACCGUUCCUGAUGGAGGUUACACGGUGGUCCGUUUCCACGCCAACAACCCCGGGUACUGGCUGUUCCAUUGCCACAUCGAGUUUCACGUUGAACUUGGGAUGGCCUUAGUAUUCAAAGUCGGUGAGCACAAGGACUUUCCACCGGUACCCGAUAAGUUUCCACGAUGUGGAAGCUACACCCCAAUUGGACCUCCGGAAGCAACGACGAGGACAACCGUGGAGACGACGACUGUUGAUUCAACGACGACGGAGUUGAUGACAACGAAAAAAUCAUUUUCCACGGCUUCGACGACGACGACGACCGCGACCGCGACGUCAAAUCUCACAGAAAACGAGGUUGUGAUCAGAGAACAGCUCAGCAUAAUUCGAUGGCUUUCUUCGGUUGUUCGCGAUUUGACGAUGAAGGCCAGCUCGGCGGAUUCGACCAAAAAAAUUUCUCCUGUUAAGAUCGUUCUCUCAAUAGUCACACUUUUGUUUGCCAAUAGUAUUCAACGAUAAAACGAUCAACGAAGCGAACACUCGACUGAUGGUUUUCGAGAUGUCGUGACCUUUGGCAGGUACGAAUUUGGCGACAUUUGCCGGUACCUGUAGUAACGGUUCAAAGGACUGAACUUAUCGCCAUCUGAAAUAUUUUCAUCGUCGCACUCGUAAUUUCUUGUAAAAGUAUAAUGUUUUUCUUUUAUCACAACUAGACGAAAUGACGAUUAAACUACUCUAAAAUAUGUCGGUGUAGUAGAGGUAUUCAUCUUCUCCUUCGGUGAUACAAAAAUUACAUAAAACUUCUGAUCCUACUGAUAGUAAUAAGUAUUACAAUCUAUAGGAUACACAAAGAACACAUGAAACGAAUAAAACGGAAAACAGAGACGUUCGUAUGUCGGCCAUGAAGAAUUCGACGAGUUGUUAAUUUAUGAUUUAAUUUCCAACAGACAUUGUAUGGACGGUCAAUUGUUUAUGUCUUGAUUAACAUCAAAGCCACGGACAUUGAACACGCGGUUACUUUAGCACGGGACGAAGGAAAUCGCGUUACGUAACUCCCGCGUAACGUCGCUUCCCGUACUAAAUUAGAUUAUAAUAAUUUUGUAAUAUCAGUGAUACUAGAAAUCCGUUAUACGGUGUAUACUGUGUAAUGAUCCGGAUAUUAUAUAAAUCUCAGCAUAUUAUAUAU